Messenger RNA from Thalassophryne amazonica, 1465 nucleotides. RefSeq names its product ubiquitin-conjugating enzyme E2 variant 1 (gene ube2v1). Gene Ontology annotation, biological process: protein K63-linked ubiquitination; DNA damage tolerance. The record is from RefSeq and is a predicted model, not a curated record. The transcript is spliced from 4 exons. Gene Ontology annotation, cellular component: nucleus. NCBI's taxonomy places the organism in Eukaryota, Metazoa, Chordata, Actinopteri, Batrachoidiformes, Batrachoididae. The coding region runs from base 47 to 487 and encodes 146 amino acids.
GCAGGCGACAGUGACGUAGGCGCUGUUCCGUUAUUCGGUGACAAAGAUGGCGGGCGCCGUCUCAUCUGGCGUCACAGUUCCUCGCAGCUUUCGGCUGCUGGAGGAGCUGGAGGAAGGUCAGAAGGGAAGUGGGGAUGGUACAGUGAGCUGGGGCCUUGCAAAUGACGACGACAUGUCACUAACUCACUGGAAUGGCAUGAUCCUCGGCCCGGCCAAGACAGCCUAUGAGGGCAGGAUAUACAGUCUGAAAAUAGAAUGUGGACCCAGGUAUCCCGAGUACCCUCCUGAUGUCCGAUUUGUGACCAAAAUUAACCUGUCUGGUGUACAUAACUCCGGUGUGGUGGAUAUAAAGUCAGUGGCGGCGCUUUCCAAGUGGCAGAACAUGUACAACAUCCGGAUGGUGCUGCAGGAAAUCAGACGGCACAUGACGACAAAAGAGAACAUGAGGCUUCCCCAGCCGCCCGAGGGCCAGCUGUACAGCAACUGAUGCUCCUCCUGCUGCCCUCUGCAAAACGCACACACACACACAAAACGCCAAACACAGUCUUAGCCACUUACAUCACCACAUGUUAGCGAAGACUCAACUCACAACUUCCCUGGGGAAUAUGAUGCUGGACAGAGAAGGAUGCACUGAGUUAUCCUGCAAUUUCACUGUGCAGAUCAGACAUUAGACUACAACGUAUUGUUAAAUUGUAUUUUAUUUUUUAUCUUUGUCUUCUAUAUAAAUGACCUGGUCGCGUGUGCCAGUUCCACAUUCUGGAUUCUUCCACGGUACUGAGCAUUGUUUUUUUAGUAUUUGGAAAAAAAUCACUGCUCUGUAAAGGAACAUUCCUCCUCCAAACACCCUUGAAAAAUGGAUGUUAAAUGUUCGUACCAGUCUGCUUUAUGAACAGCGGGCCUCACUGUGUCACACUAAAUCUCACUCUGGUCGUUCUCCCAGGCUCCAUUAGUCUCUUCAUGCAUUUCCAGCUUUUGCGGUCCCAGUGACGUGAAUAUGACAGGUGUUCCUGUAACGUGACUUUCAGCAAUGUAUGACUCAAAAAGUCACUCCACAUCCCACUCCUGUUCUCAGACGUGUCUUCUGUGUGCCAUGGAGUUUAUAGUGCUUUGUGGUGGUGAUAGUGAUGGAUUAUAAGGGGCAGGGCAGGCUACAGGUCCUUGUGCCGCCUCCUUCAGAGAAUGGUGAGGUUGAAUUGUUAAUGUGUGCUCGGCAGCUCUUUGGAAACACCACUGUAUUAUUUGCAGCAGGAAUCACUGUGUUUUCCUGUUUUUGUUAGUUUUUUGGUUCUUGUUUUAUUUUCUGCUUGGUGUGACCUGUGUGUACUCUGCUGAUUUGUGUCUUCGACAGUGAAUGCCCACUGAACGCAUUGUACAGUGUUGGAUGUCUGUUUUAUAAUGGAGGUGGCUCUACGGGGUGAUGGUGACCUGUUGCAUGUUUUAUUUGAAUUAAACAUUUACUUUUUCA